Poeciliopsis prolifica (blackstripe livebearer) is the source of this 4786-nucleotide messenger RNA. RefSeq names its product sperm-associated antigen 5-like. Lineage: Eukaryota; Metazoa; Chordata; Actinopteri; Cyprinodontiformes; Poeciliidae. The coding region runs from base 129 to 4646 and encodes 1505 amino acids. The transcript has 25 exons. The record is from RefSeq and is a predicted model, not a curated record. Gene Ontology annotation, biological process: cell division; regulation of attachment of spindle microtubules to kinetochore.
AACGUAACGCGGUUGACGUCAGCUCGGGGAAAACAGGUUUAUUCAUCAGAUUUGAAACCUUGGUUCAAGUUGGCAGUUUAAGUCUGGAAGCUGAAGAGGUUGUUUAUGCGAUUGAUCUUUGUGAGAGGAUGUCACAGUCCAGCAUAGAAGACUGGUCUUCCAGUAGAAGAGGCGAGCGUACUCCUCUGAGAAGCCUGGAAAAUGAGACUCCUUCAUCGAGGACCAGGUCAAAGCCACAGUUCAGCGGUGACACAGUGAAAGCUAGCAUGCCAGACGUUCAUCUCUGUGACGCACAGACCCAGUUGGGAACUCUGACCGAUCCCGUUUCCAGGGAUACCACCCAGUCAGAGCGUGGACUUGGAGACGUCACAUUCAAAACCUUCAUUUGUUACGGAGGUGAAGUUGAGAUUUCAGAUUCCUCAGACGGUGGAGAGCAGAGUUUGAUUUUGCCUCAACAUGGGAUUACUCUUACCGCCGAAGCAGAAGAUUCAGUCGCUUCACCCAGCAGGACGGAGCAAUCCUGCAGUGAGCAUGUGGAGCAUCCAUAUUGGAAUUGCAGCGUCAAACAGCCGGAUUCUCCAGUCGCCUGUGAUGGAGGUGAGGUUAAAGUUUCUGACUCCACUGGAUUAAAGGAGGAGACGGUUCCUCUGCCCCAGGAUGACCUCUGGGGUCCAGCACAAGACGACGGCACAAACUCAGCUGACUGCUCCCUGCUGCUUCCAGCGGAGCAUGUCGAUCUGGACUGCAGCAGUGGAAACGAUGAUAUCUCUACAGCACAAACAUCAGAAAACCCAGAUCGUCUGAUUCUGAAGCUGCUGAACUGCAGCGGUGGCGCGGUAGAAAUCCCAGCGGACGCUGAUGUCGCAGAUGAGACUACUCCUCUUUCUCACACCUGCUCUGGCUACAACCACAGCAUGGAUCCGAGUGUGUUAGCCGGUGAUUAUGACCUGGAAAACAGUAAAGAUCACUUAGAUCAUCCCUACUGCAACGUAAAAUACAACUCCUCGCUUCCACCAGAGGAGGUGAACAUUGUUCCAGACAUACAACCAUGCAGCGCUGAAAUAAACUCAGAGCUACCUGAUGGGCAGGAUGAGAACUUUGAUUGGAAAUCAGGUAAAUCCCAGGUGUCUGAGAAGAUGUUGACUUCGCCUAAAGAGGAUUACAACAAAGAACAAAUGAACGACCACCUGAAGAAUGGAGAAGUCGUGUUUGAUAUUAAUCUAUCACCUGAGACAAACGCAUCAUUAAAAAUAGUGGAUGAGAUUCCUAAAAACACUCCUUUAGUUGCGUCCGACUGCAGCCAUCUUGGUGCUUCGGCAGAAACUCUACCACAGCAGCAGCAGCUGGAUUCCACAUCCCACUCCGAGGCAAAAGACAGCGCUCUGGGUUCUUUGGGUCUCUGUAACUCUGCAGAAAAAGCUCCUCCUGCAUCUCCUGCCAUCUUAAAAGUCCUGUCAGAGUGUCCGUCAGUUGCCUCCGCCCUGCAGUUUCUCAGCCCCAUCGGGAAGAGAGCGUCUCUGUCCGCGCCGAAGCGCCCCGUGGUGUCGGGUCAGGACAUGUUUCUACCUGACAAUUCUGCUCUGGAGGAUGAGAAAAGUCUUUUGGCUCCUGUUGACGUUGACUCCAUGGGGUUGUUAGCAGAGCAGCUCGAAAGCCUAAUGCCCUGCCCUCUGCUUAACUCCACUGCUGUAAGUUCAAAGCCACAGGAGGUUUCUGGGAAGAAAGCGCAGCUGGAAACAGCGCCACUUAUUUCUGAUGGCCAGUUUCAGCAGCAGCUUCGGCAGAUGGCCGAGUUCCUCAUGAUGGCGUGUGGAAAGAUGAGCGUCGCUCAUCCUGCUGCCUUCAUGGCCCCCUCAGACAGAGUGGAUCCUGCAGAGUCCCACAGUGUCUGUGUGGGCACCAGUCCACUGAAGAUGGUGGACCACAGCCUGAACACGUCAGGAAUAUUUGUGAAAAAGAGGGAAUUCUCUGUGACCGAUUCCUGCACAGCGACCGAACCACUCAUCUGGAAUUUACCUCCAGGCAGCCUGGAGAGCCUCCCGCGGCUGGAGCUGGAGCAGAGGCUGAUGUCCAGCAUGAUCAUGGUGGAGGCGCUGGUCCAGCAGCUGGCUGCAGCCAGGGCGCACCGCUGCCCCUCUUUGGGCCCGGCUCCUUCGGACCUGAGAGAGAAGCUGGUUCAGACGGACCACACUGAGCUCAGUCAGACCACGAUGUACAGAGAUCUCUACCUGGAGGCUCUGAACCAGAUAACUGAGCUGGAGCUUGAUGGAAAUUCCCUGCAGAAUCUCAUCCAGGCUCUGCAGGAGAUGAGAGCCGCCAUGUCUUCUUUGAGCAACGACACAGAUGUAGCUCUGUCCAACAUGAAGAAAAUGGGCAAAACCAUCAGGGAGGACCAUCAGAACCUGGCGUCCCAUUACGAGCUCAUGAAGUCCCUGUUGGAGAAAUCAAAGGAAACUCAGAGAAGACUCCUGGAGAAGGUGAAAGAAGUUCUUCAGCAGAGGAACAGCAUGGAGGCGCGGAUGGAAGAAGCCUUCGCGGCCAAGGAGGCAGCUUUCGGUGCGAUGGAGCAGCUGAGGACGCACUGCGCCUCUGAAAUCUCAGCUCUGGAGAAAUGUGUCGGAUCUCAGGAGGAGCUGCUAGCGGCUCUGAACCAAACCUGCCCGGAUCAGGUUGCUCUGAAUCGGACCUGCCAGGAAACGCUGAGCUCGGCCUCCGACCUUCUGUCCCGAACUGCAGAGGAUCACUUCAGCCUGAUGCAAGAGCUUUGCAGCGCGCGGCGCCUCCUGCAGGAAACGGCCCCGACGCUCCUUCAGCUGAACGAGCGAGCCGCCGCCGCGCUGAGGGAGAGGGACGAGCAUCGGACGGCGAGAGAGCGAGCCACCGAAGAGAGAGAGCAGAUUGAAGACGAGCUGAAGGAAACUCAGCUGAACCUUCAAACCGCCUCGCAGCAGAUCAGCGAUUUCAAUCUGCAGAUCACCAUCCUGACUUCAGAGAUGGGCGUCCUGCGGCAGAAACUGACGGCGGAAGAGGAGGAGUCCGCUCAGCUGGAGAGGAAGGUGACGGAGCUGUCGGCGACCAUUUCCUCCACGCUGGCGUCCUACGCCUUCCUGGAGCAGGCGCUCGCCGCCGAGACCACUAAGCUGCAGCAGUCCUGGAAAGACUUGCAUGAAGCCAACGACAGAGCAAAUCAGCUGCAGGCGUCUCUGUCGGGUUCAGAGCAGCGGGUCAGUGAACUGGACCGGGCGCUGGCUGAGAGCGACCAGCGGCUCGGUCAGCUCCAGAACCUUUCCCAGUCUCAGACGUUUCAGAUCCAGCAGCUGCAGGAAGUCUGCACCCAGCUGGGCGGCGUGCGGGAAAUGAAUGAGUUCCUGCAGAUGGAGAAUGAGCUGGCGAGGGAGCAGGUGGCCGAGAGCGAGCGGCUCCUCAGGAGCACCCUGCAGGCGCUUCGGGAGAGAAACAUCGAGUGCGAAGACCUGAAAUCAGAAGUGUGCAAACUUCAGCUUGAGAAUCAGAGUCUGAGUGACGAGUUGGAAAUGUCCCGCUGCGCAGCCGGCGCCGCUCGCAUGGAGCUGCAGGAGAGGAUGGCUGAGGUGGUCACUGAGAUCACCGUCCUGCAUCACACGCUGCGCGGUCUGAUCACAGAGCUGCAGCUUUCCCUUAGCAGCCAGAAGGAAGAAAACCAAAAGCAGAAAGAGUCGGCCGUGUUCUCCGGUGCGGAGCGCCAUCAGACGUCCAGCUCCUUCGUCGACAGCGUCAUGGUGGCUUUAACGGCCGAGAAGGAGGAAGACGUCAGAACAGACUCGACCUUAGAUGCAUCAGAGCCACAGAGUGACGCUUUUUUCAGCGAGACGAGCGCCUUCACCUGCGUCGCAGCUCUGAACCCGAAGACGAUCUCGGGCCCGGUCCGGGGUGAAGAGGAGGAGGAUGAGAAGGAGCAGAGCAGCAUGGCGGAGGUCCUCUCCGGCCUCAGCAGAACCAUCGCAGAGCUCAUCAGCACGCUGCAACAGGCUCAGCGCCGCAGAGACGCGCAGCUGCAGGAGCUGCACAGCACCAUCGGUGGCCUGCAGAUGGAGCUGCAGACCUCAAGAAGCAGCCAUCAAGAUGAAGUCCUUGAGCUGAAGCAGGAGGUGCGGCGCCUCAGCAGCCUCGUGGAGAGAGGAAACCAGGCUCUGCAGCAGAAAGCUCAGGACGAGAAAACUCUGACUAAGCUGAUGACAGACGUUCAAGAGGCCCAGGAGAUUUUAAGCAAACACAAGAGCGACAACAAUGAGUUGCGAAGGGAUGCGGCUGAGCUGCGUCGCGCCCUGCAGCAGUCCAGAGUGGAGUCCCAGUGCCUGCGGGAGGAGCUGAGGAGAACCGGCGGCCCGGCGGCGGCCUCGGCUCGCCACAUGGAGGAGAAGAUCCAGCUGCUGAAGGAGGUGGAGAAGCUGAAGGCCAGUCUACAGGAAGCAGUGCAGGCCAAAAAUAAACUCCUGGAAAGAGCGCAGCGCCAUCAAAUCAUCCAUCAGAACAACCAGCAGAAGUCAGAGAAUGAGCUCCAGAUUUUAAACCACGUGAUCAAUAAAGUCAGACAGACUCUCCUCUCGAUACCAGAAGUGGUGAAACGUUGCGAACAGCUGCAGCAGCUGGUGGAUUACAUCGGCUGAAGUGUUUCUGAUUGUCGACACUUGUUUAGAUUACUUUUGUUUUUGUGUUCAUUGACUUGUUUUUAAUCUUUAGAAUGAUUAAAAUAUCUUAACAUAUUGGACAUGUCAUUUCUUUUUGUCAAUAAAUUAAAAAUCAACAA